This is a messenger RNA of Tyto alba (common barn owl), 8377 nucleotides long. It is a transcript of the gene URB2, whose product is annotated as URB2 ribosome biogenesis homolog. The record is from RefSeq and is a predicted model, not a curated record. NCBI's taxonomy places the organism in Eukaryota, Metazoa, Chordata, Aves, Strigiformes, Tytonidae. Gene Ontology annotation, biological process: ribosome biogenesis. The coding region runs from base 28 to 4671 and encodes 1547 amino acids. The transcript has 11 exons. Gene Ontology annotation, cellular component: nucleolus.
CCGCGCGCAGGCGCCCUCCGGCCGCCAAUGGGCGCCAGCUUCCCCCCGCCCCCAACCUCCUUCCCGCGAUCGGCGAUCGGCUGGCGCUGCCUGGCGGGGACAGAGGUCGGCGGGGAGGCGCGCGAGGCGCGCGGCGUGGCCGGGCGGGACGCUCUGUGCGGUCGCCUCUCCCCUGGGCCCGUCCUCAUGGCGGCGGUUUAUUCUGGGAUUUACCUGAAGCUGAAAAGUGCCAAGACUUCUUGGGAAGACAAACUGAAACUAGCCCGUUUUGCGUGGAUUUCUCAGCAGUGUGUCCUUCCUAAUAAGGAGCAAGUAUUACUCGACUGGGUAAGCCAUGCUUUGGUUUCAUACUACAAUAAGAAACCUGAACUGGAGGAUGAAGUUGUUGAGAAACUCUGGGCAUAUCUAGACAGUGUUAUCCAUAGUAGAAGACUACAGAAUCUCUUAAAGAGUGGGAAGACAAUCAGUCUCAGUUUUUCAGUUGCACAGGUCAUAAAUGAAAGGUUAUCAGAGGCCUGUUCUCAAAAAACACAACAAAACAUUGGCACAGUGCUGAGUUGCUCCAGUGGCAUCCUUUCUACUUCUUCGCUCUCCAUCAUUUACACCACAAAGUGUGAGCUCUUGAUUGAUCUCCUCAGCAAGCUGUCCACGCUGGCCUGUCAGCAGCUGGCUUCUGAUGACGCUGUGGGUUCCCAGUUGUUCAGUGUCCUCCAGCUUACCUUUGCUCAGUACCUCCUGAUCCAGAGGCAGCAAACCAACCCAAAUCGUGUGUUUGGGCAAGUGACAAGUCACUUGCUCCAGCCAUGUCUGCUCCUGAGGCAGUUGCUGACUGUGAGGAGCUGGACACAAGCAGAUGACAAUCAUGUGCGUCAGCACCUGAGCAGGGAAAUCCGAAACCAAGUAGAAACUUUGCUGCAGUCUGGCUUAUUCCCGCCUGAGCUUUUCUCAUCGUACAAAGAGGAGCUGCUGCCAGAACAGGAACUCCAGGAAAAGAAGAAAGGAGCUUUGAAAAGUCUUGUGCUACCAGUCAGCACAGUGCAGACCAAGCUGCGCAGUGGCUUUUGUGAACCUGCCCUCCACGGAGCUGUCGUGGCUGGUUCCGUGUCCCUGCUAUAUAAGCUCUUUCUGGAUGCGUACUGUAAGGCAGAAAACCACCUUGUGUGUUUCCACAUGCUCAGCAGGUUUUUUGGCUGUCUCCAGCUCUCUGGCCUGCAGCAGGGCAUGAGGGAGGACACGCUCUCCCCUGCGGAUUGGAGCACGGAGUUGCUUGCUUUGGAACAGCUUCUGAACUUGGUGCUUAGCAGUGAUAUCUAUAAUGUUGCCAGUGACCGCAUCCGGCACAAGGAGGUACAGUUUGGGUUUUACCGCCAGCUAGCACAGAUGUUGAUGAGGCACUCCCAGGCUUCCAUCCCUGCAUGGUUCAGAUGUCUCAAACUCCUGAUGUCAUUAAACCACCUUAUAGUAGAGCCAGACCUGGAUGACUUGGUGGCCUCGGCUUGGAUUGAUGCCAAGGCCUCUGAGCAGCGUACGAAGAAGCCCCAGGAGGCCCUCAUCAACACUGUGUUUCAAACUUACUCCAAGCUGCGACAGUUCCCACGGCUCUUUGAGGAGGUGCUGACAGUCAUUUGCCAGCCAGCUGCUGAUGAACUGAGGCUGCCUGUCUUCUCUGCUGGCCUGACAGUAAAGCUUCGUGAGUGCCUCCUUGAACUGCCACCUAACCAGAUUCUGGACAUUUUGUGUCUUUUCGUGGAGAAAUGCCAGACCUUCAUCAUUCCUGCUGUUGAAGGGUCAGCUGACAUGGCCUCGAAGCUGCUAUCAGUGAGCUCGGUGCUGCAUGCUUUUCUGUUCAACAUGAGGAGCUUAGAUGAUGUCACUCCUUCCCCUGUGGUCCUUCGCACUCAGAGUCUGCUGGCAAAGAUGCAGAAGGGAAUAAUUCGGCCACUGAUGGAGCUGCUGCAGGUUCCUAGAAGAGAGGAAGAGAAGUCAGAGCUUUGGCUAAGAAAGGCCAGUGAUUCUGCUCUCCUCCUUGUUUACACUUGGGUUGAGGUAGACACUUUGUUUGGUGUUAGCUGCAGUAAAUAUGUGUCUCCGACAGCUGAAAUUGCUGGUUCUGUUACUGAACCUGCUGCAAGGCACUGGAGCAUGUCAGCUUUCCUCCCUGGUGUGAAGGAGCAGUGCUGGGAGAGACUCAUGGAACUUGCAAAUGGUUUUGCCUCCACUAGUAAAUACUGCCUAGAACUGCUCACGCUUCAGAAAAUGAAGAUGGUCUUAAUGCAGACCAAAGCUGACCUGCAGGCAUUGCAGCAUGGUGCUGCUUUCAUCCUGGAGUCUGGGAGAUCCAGCAUGAGCAGGGGAGAAUCUGAACCCUGGGAUGGAGACAUCAGCGCAGUAAGUGAUCUUACCUACCCCACGGCACACUGGCACCUCAUCAUCUCCAACCUGACUAUCCUGUUGCCGUAUAGUUCCCCGAAAGAUGUAGAGUACAUUGCAAAUGUGCUUCUAGAUACCUUAGUAUUGGCCAAAGCUCAGGAAGCGGCUACAGACCAGGAGCCUUCCCUCAGCAUUGGAAAGAUAUCUCUUGAUUUGAUGCAUAGUUCCUUUCUCCCGGAAAUGAAGGUCCUGCAUUGUGCUUUUCUGACACGUCUUAUUGAUCAGUUUGCUAGGGUGCUGCCUGCUGCUGCCAGGGAUUCAGUAGAUCUGCCACUUCAGCAGCUCUCUGCAGGUAACAUCCCUUGGCAUGAAGAAAUCCUGGCUCAUUGCAGACCUGUUGACCUGUUGGAAGCACCGUCAGAAAGCAAACCGCUGAAGGAUCAGCUCAGCUUGUCUUGGAAAACACUGGAGAAAGUUGCCCAUUGUAUAGUAUUGUUAGCAAAAAGUGACUGCCCUGUCAUCCUGAAAGAAAGUCAGCUCAAAAGCUGCUUGGGUUUGCUGGAAAUUGCUUCCCUUCUGAAACUAGACAGUCUCCUUCCCUCUGAUUGUACCCGGUGUUUUCUGGUGCUGCUGUCCCUGCUAGCCAAUACCAGGCCUAGAGUCUCUUGCAGCAAGCUGAUAUUGCUGAAGUUUCUAAGUACCUGCUUCCACCUCCUGAGGUGCCUGCAAGCUGGCAGGAAUGCCAGCUCUAUUUUUAAGGUGUUUCAUGCCAGCGAUGUUCUUGAGGCUGUCAUGACCUCCCAGCUUACAGCUAGCAAAUUCUUCACUGAUGUCUUGACUGUUCCUGAUUGGACAGAGUAUCUCCAGGAGGUCCAAGCCUUUUUAGAAAACUUUCUUCAGGUGAUUAUUGAAAGAAGGCAAAGUGUGAGGCUCAACUUGGAAAAGUUCAUGUCUUUUCUGGUGAGCUGCAAGCCAGGCAUUGAUGCAGCCAAAAGCAAAGGCUUGAAGAACUGGAAUCCCGCAGCUGGGCAGUUACUGCUCAUGGCAUUCACCACACUGUGUCAUGUCGUCACACUCUACCUUCAGCAGCUGCCAGAAAAGAAGCUGCAGUCUGCGGAUGUGCUGUCUGCUCUGUUGGAGCCAGUCGUUCUGCAGAUGGUCAGAACUGUGGAACACAGUCUUCAGAGUAACACCCAAAACCAGCCUUUGCCUGUGGCAUUCAUACCAUCUGUCACGACUCUUCUCAAAGCAGAUCUGAGCCAUGCUGUCAGGAAGGGCUGGCAGAAGGAGCCCAGUGGGUUUUUGGAGCAGCCCCGUAUUAAACUGUACCAAAAGUUUUACUCUCAGAUACUGAGAGAGCUGCCCUGCGCAGGAGGUAAUCUGCAGUUCCUUCAGUCUGCACUGCAGUUCCUGACGGUCUUCUGCUCGGUGCCAGAGCUGUAUCCUGGAAAAGAAACUGCAGUCGUGGUUGUUUUUGCUAUAAAAAAGCUUCUCACUGGUGCUGCGAUCACGACCCAGGUGAUCCACAGUAUGGAGCUGGAGCUGACAGAGGUGCUUGUCCAGCUGCUGGGAAACUGCUCUGCCGAGGAGUUUUAUACCAUAAUGAGGCUGAUGCUGGAGGGACUUGAAAUGAGGAAUGUUUGGCAACAGAAGGCUAAAGAAGUAUUGUCAGCUGUUACGCUAACCAAAUUGUUGCUCAGCUGCCCAUUAAGUGGAGACAAAGAGAAAGCUUUCUGGUUUGCCAGCCCUCAGAUAAUCACAGCUUUAGCUAUGCAAACCAAAGAGGCUUGUCAGGACCAGUCACUGAUUUCCACAAUAGUUGUACCUAUUCUAGAGACUGUAGCAGCUCUGCUAAGGCAAGGAGAAGGGGUUCUCUUGAAUCCACACCAUGUGUCGUUGGCGUUCAGCAUUGUCCUAACAGUCCCUCUGGAUCUUGUGAAGACAGAAGAGUAUCGCAGUGUCUUCCUGGGAGUCCAUGAAGUGCUCUUCUCUAUUGUGCAGUGUCAUCCGAAGGUGCUAUUGAAAGCAGCACCAUCUUUUCUGAACAGUUUCCAUCGUCUGGUUGUUUCUGUCAUGCAUGAAGGACGUCAGAAAGGAGACAGAGGUAACACAGAUGAGUUUGAAGUUAUGCUGAAGUGUGCACACUUGGUGGAACGGAUGUAUACUCAUAUUGCUGCAGAAAUGGAGGAUUUUACUGUGUUUUCUGCUUUCAUCGUGGCUCAGUAUGUGACUGAAUUGCAGAAGAUGGUGAACCCUGUGGCAGACAGAAAGGUCUUCUUCAUUAAUUACUUCACUUUUUAGUCCUUUACUGCAGACAUCUCUACCCACAAACCGGCUAAUUUCAUAGCACAGAGAAGACCUAUCAAUAAGCAGAAGCUUUUUCCAAAGAGAAAGCAAAGGUUUUUUCCCUUUCCCUUCUUUCUUGAUUUCUAAUGGUUAUUUUAGAAAUACUCAGUCUUCAUAGAGAUACCAAAAGCAAACUCCAUCCCUGAGUAAAUAAAAAUUCAUAUUCAUGUGUAUAUACAUGGGUAGGUACACAUAUAUACCUAAGCACAUAAAAAAAACAAACACAUGGCAUUGCUUGGAGUUAUGUAGAUGGUUUUGGCUGCGUAUUUUAUUUAUUGUACUUCUAUUUUGAGAGGAAAAUUGGAUUUGGGGCUGUGUCUGUCUCUGAGAGUGCAUUAUUUGACUUUUAAUCUACAUCAGACUGUAACAAAGCACAUCCCAUAUCACCGAUUCUGUUGCUUCUGAUACAAAUUCAGUAUUUCAAGAAUAUUUAUGCAUACAGGAUUAUUUAGUUUGGUGGCAGAGGUGUUGCAUUCUGCAUUUUUCUUCUGAAGGGUUUUACUGGUUGUUACUGAUUAAAUCGGCUGUUCACAUAAAUUCCAUCUAUGGAAUGGGUGGAUAUACAUAUGGGCUGGUGAAUACUAAAUAUCCCCAGUAAACAGGGGGUUAACUCUGCAUCCCUUUUCCUCCACUGAGGGAAGGCUGCCAGGGAUGGGGAGAAGAAGAAAUGGAGGCUCCCCCUCUAAAUUUUGAGGAGAGGGAUGAGCCCCAGCAGGGGGGCGUUCCCCGGUGGUUUGGUUGGUGUGGAGGUGGCGGCUCCUGUGGAUUUGCCCUGGGUUACAAAACACGGGUUGCUCCUGACAGACCUUGCUAGUUUCUUCUGUGGCCUGAUGGGGAGCAAGAACAAUAAAAUCUGUUUUGAAUAAGUUACUACGUCUUUAUUUACCUGCAUUGGACCAGUCACGUUUCAACAAGGACUUGUCUAAAACUUUUCUAUUCAACUGUGGUCACUGUACCUAAUUUUUCCACUUGUCUUGCCUCCCUAAGCCCAGCUCCUGCAAAUACGUAGGCCCAUUGCAGACUUUAAAAAGAGGAGCAGUAGUGCUGAGCUCUGUCAAAUUCCCUUGAUGGCAGCGUUUUUUCCCUUGUGCCCUAGACAGUCCUGUCAGCUGCUGUACUCCCAUGACAAGGUGGCUGCAUUUCACAGCAAAUGAGAUGCUUUCUUCAUGCAUGGCUGUAAAAUACUUUGAAACCUGAGUGGAUGAAUAAUGUUGUAUCAUAAAUAUAAAAUGAAUAUUGUUUUACGGUUCCUGAAAUAUUAAUUUGUGCAUGGAGCCACUCUUGGAAUGUUUUUUUACUAAAUGUAAAGAUCUUUUUGAGUCCUGAAUGUCCUUGCUUUGUUUUUUUAUUAUUAAUAUUCCCUCCAGGAGACAUUGACUUUCCCUUCCCCUAGACAUGCUGACUCCUGCCUGCCAGAGUGAUUCAGCAGCUUGCCACUCACUUUUACAGAAGGAAAGUUUUCUCUUGGCUUCUUCCACUGGCCUGGUGUGACCGUGGCUGCAAUUAAGGGACAUAUUCGUGUGGCUGGUUGAUUCUUCAUACUGAGCCGGGCAGCCCUGAGCUCUGGCUGGCUGGUGGCUCUGUCCUUUAUGUGGGGAGAGAGAUCCCCGUGGAGAGCAUCGGGGCUCUCUGCUUCACAGCUUUCCCCUUUCCAGGCAGGGUCAUGUUAAGUAACCAAAAGUUAUUUAUAAUUGAGGCUGAUUGUUGACUGUCUGUCACAGGCAUCUGGGUCUAUAGAAGAAAGUCUAUAGAAAAAUGCUGCUCAUUUGUUUAACUGCAACAAAUGCCCAUAAAAAAUGCAAGGGAUGAGGAAUGAUUAACACUUACUUCUCUUUCUUUCCCAUGUGAAAAAAUGGGGGCAGGCUGUUAUUUUUUGUUUAAGUUGAGGAGAGGAGACUCACAUUACAAUAUUUUAAUUAUGUUUUGGUUUUCCUAAUAAAGUGUUAAAUAGCUGUCAGAGUUUAAAAGCACAAAGCCUAACAUAAACCAAACCAGAGACAUAGAUGUAUAUAAUUGCGUGCAAACUGACUGACUGGUAUGUCUUAUUUUAUUAAAGCAUGGUAUAUGAAGCUAAAUUAUGUGGGUUUUAUGGAUCCCUAAAUUACAUGUUUUUAUCGAUCUCUUGUCACUCUUAAAAAUAUAUUAUGAAGAAAAAGAAUGCAGUCUUUGAUAUUGAAAAAGAAAUUCAACUGCAACACAUAAAAGAUCUGGAAAACUAUAAUUCAGUGUGUGGGGCUGACACAAAUGUAAAACACUUAAUCGUAGCUAAUUAGUUUUAAAAAUUCUGUGUCACAUGCCUUUAGGGACCAGACUGGGAAGCAGUGCUGUAGUCAUUCGUGGGACAACCUUCCUGGCUGCCCUGUGGUAGACAUUUCAAAGCAGAUGUCUUCUCCCCGAUGUGGGAAAGAGAGACAUCAGGUUUGAGAGCCAGGUUUCCACAGCAGCAUACUUUCUGAAAACCUGGGGGGUUUUCCCAAACUGGGGGGGGGGGGGGGGGAAACAUCACUUGGGCUGCCAGCUCUGUGUGUGGCUUGCCAUGCUUGGAUGCCAAACAAUUUGGAAAGUGGAAACCCAUGCCAGUGCUGUGGGAAGAGCUUGGCCAUGUGGGGGCCAGGGUCUGGCUUCCCCCCUGCAGCAGCUGCCAUCAGAGUGGGAAUAAACCUCGGCAGCGCUCACGGCACAUGGCAAAGCACUGCCAGUGAGAUUGAGGGUGCUGUGCUUUGUUUUAUUUGGUGGAGAGGAGGUGGGAUGGAGGAAAAGGGUGGUUUUGGUGCUACUUCUCCACACUUGAUACGUGUGAUUUCGUUGAUGGCUGUGGUGUGCCUGUACCCUGCCAUAGCUCGUUGCCUUGCUCCAAGUGUUGCAAUCAUUUUUAUAUCUUGUCAGAAGUAAGACCAUUCCCUAGUGGCCUCUUGACGUUGCUGGAAUUCAGCUGCUAGCCCCAAAAUGGGCAUCUACUUUGAUAUUGCUUGAUCUUGUAACACAAAACAAACCAGAUGCUCACAUCUGAUAGGCCUGAACGUAACCUUGGUACGGUCUUUUCUUACAAUAGAGAAAUCCCUUCAUUUAACCUGUCUCUGAACCUGGAUUUUUGUGCUUGACUGAAGACAAAUAUGAAAUAUGUACUCAUAUCCCAGGACUUGUUUCUCAUACUCAGCUACUAAAUAUUCAGCUGUGGCCUUCAUAAGUUGUUACUAAUGUUUGAAGUUGCUUUUUUACCUUAUCUGCAAGGAGCACCUGCAGUGCCGUAUUUACCAAGAGCAAGAGGAUUUCUUUUGUUUCUGCAGAGAGAUUUAAAAGAAGGGACAUGGCCAGUUCAUAUGCUAAUGGAGGUACCAGCAGAAUGUUAAUAGCUGAGAUAAACAAUAACAAAAAGAAAAAUAAAAGUACUUUUGUGAGUUGUUUUGAGGCUAAGAGCUGGGCUUCUGGGUUUGAGGGCAUUUUCACCCCAACUUGCCUGUCUGACAACUGGAUUUCAUUUUAAUAUAAUAUUCAGUGGAGGAAAGGUGUGAGUUUGUCUUGAACGGUGAGUCUGCUUUGAAAAUCCAUUGAAAUUCAAAAAUCUGAUUUUCCAACAACCUUCCCUUUGUACUUCACAAUUCAUGCCCCCGAAUGCAUGUCCUGGGUUGAGUGAGUGGUGGAGUUUUUCGGUGGCAGGGGA